AUGCAGCUCUACGGAUUGGUCGCAAUGCUCUCGGGUGUCGUGACCGUGGCAAGUGGGAUCCCCGUGAACUUCCACAACCACUGCAGCACCACCAUCGGCCUCUACGACAACACCAACACGGAGAACAUCAACCCUAGCAGCAGCACGACCCGGCACCUCGGAGACGGCUUCAGCGGCAUGUUCCGCAAUGGGUGGAACCCUCAAGCUACACUGGCUGAGUUCACAGUCUCGCAGGGAUUUCUGUGGUACGACAUCAGCAUUAUCCCGACAGGAGUUCAGGCCGGGCCUGCCAAAUGCUCGUCUUUGGAGAACUGCAAGGCGGUCACCGGUGGCGUUGGCUUCAACACUCCAAUCCGGGUCGCGCCGUCUGGAUGCACAGCUGUCACCUGCCUGAACGAUGGCUGCGGGGACGCCUACCAGUACCCGACAGACAACUCCAAGACACACGCGUGCCCCGACACCACGCCGAGUGUUGACGUGACGUUCUGCCCCGGUGCAUCCUUGCGCAGGAGCUAG
Molecule: messenger RNA, 516 nt
Organism: Phytophthora sojae
Lineage: Eukaryota; Oomycota; Peronosporomycetes; Peronosporales; Peronosporaceae
Exons: 3
Coding region: 1-516 (171 amino acids)
Source: RefSeq, a predicted model, not a curated record